UUUCUUCUCUUUUUUUGUUUUUAAAAAGUGACCUCCUCCUCUUCUUCUCCCUCCUCUUCUGCUGCUGCUGCUCUUCCCAGUUCACUCUCCCCAAGAAACACACUACACUACACUACACAACACUACACUACACUACCUGAGUACUCCGCCAUUUCCCUCUCCCUCUUUAUCUCUUUCUCCACAACAAUGUUGGCCAAACUCUUCUUCUUCCUUUUCUUCUUCAUCUUCAUCUUCAUCUUCAUCUUCUUCAUCUGCGCCCACACUGAUUACAGUGAGUACGCCCCCACUCCCCUGCACAACCGGAGAGUUCUCCACCACUCCUUUUUCCCUUCGACCACCCCUGCGUCCUCGUCUCUCCCACCGGCUCAGGCCCCCUCUCUCCCGGCCUUCCCGAAAUACCCCUCCUCUUCCCUCCCCACCCCCACCACCAACACCAACACCAACGCGCGCCCCUUCUUCCCGAUCUACCCCUCCCCUCCUCCUCCUCUACCUCUCUCUCCUCCGCCUCCUCCCUCCCCACAUUCCCGCUAACAUCUCCUCCCUCCUCUCCCCUCCGCCUCCUACGACGACGCCGCCAUGGCUCCGCCGCCUCCAAGCUGUCCCCGCCCUCGUCCUCCCGCUCUCUCCCUCGCCCUCCUCGCCCUCUCCCUCUCCCUCCUCCUCCACCUCCUCCGCCGCCUCCGACGACGGCGCCUCUCCGCCGACCUCGACGAGCGCCGAGGUGGCGACGCAGCGCCAAGCCCCCCCGCUCGCGACGCCCUCCGCCUCUUCCCCCGGCUCCGCCCCCUCCGACGCCCCCAACAGGUCCCCUCUCGAAACCCUAGCUCCGAGUUCCUCUACCUCGCACCUCGUCUUCCUCCCGCCCCCCCCACCGCCCCCGACCCCGACCCCACCUCCGCCUCUGCCGCCGCCGCCGCAGCCUCGAAGUUGGGCUCGCCGGAGCUCCGCCCGCUCCCGCCGCUCCCGCGCCCGUUCCGGCAGGGGGCCUCUUCCUCGUCGUCCUCCGGGGAGUUCCUCUCCCCGUCGGGUGGCUCCGCCGGGGAGAAGCGGUGCUCCGGCGACGCUCCGCCGCCGAGCGAGCGGAGGAGCUACGGCGGGGGCGGCGCCGCCGUGGAGAAAUGCGGGUCGCGGAGCUCCACCCUGAGCACGGGGUCGGAUCCCACCUCGAACGCGGUCUCCUCGCCCUCGCCCUCUUCCCCCACCACCUCCUCUCCCCCAACCGUUUUGAGCCCUAGCCGCUCCGCCGUCAGGUCACGGAGCUCGGAGCCUCCGCCGCCGCCUCCUCCCCCUCAUGCCGCCUCCGCCGCCGCCGUUAGAGAUGACGGCCUCCGCCCUCCGCCGUUGCCGUCUCCGCGCCUGUCGCUGCUGCGGCCGCCGACGCCGUCGCCUCCGAAGAGGAAACCGCCGUCUACCCCCUCAUCAUCCCACCCGCCCUCGGAACAGCGGCAGGCGCCGGCGCCGGCGCCACCUCCACCUCCGCCGGCAGUGCCGCCACCGCCGGUGCAGCCGCCGGCCCUCGUGCCUCCUCGGCCCAAGUUGAAGCCUUUGCAUUGGGAUAAAGUCCCCAUGUGCUCCGAUCGCGAAAUGGUGUGGGAUCAGCUGAAGUCAAGCUCGUUUCAGUUAAACGAGGAGAUGAUUGAGACACUGUUUGUGUAUAACAAAACAAACACUGCGCAAUCGAAGGAGAGGGAGCUUGCUUCUUCAACAAAUCAAGAGAAUGGCUUGCUUGAUCCCAAGAAAUCUCAGAACAUUGCUAUUUUGCUCAGAGCACUAAACGUCUCUAAAGAGGAAGUUUGUGAGGCCAUCUUGGAAGGUAAUAUGGAAAGGCUGGGAAAUGAUCUUCUAGAGCUGCUCAUGAAAAUGGCUCCAACCAAAGAAGAGGAGGUUAAACUGAGAGAACACAAUGAUGAUUCCCCAGUCAAGCUUGGACCAGCCGAAUCAUUCCUCAAGGCAAUGCUAGAUGUGCCAUUCACUUUUAAGAGAGUUGACGCGAUGCUUUACGUUGCCAAUUUCGACUCAGAGAUUAAUGAUGUGAAGAAUUUAUUUACUACUCUUGAGGCGGCUUGUGAAGAGCUAAAGGGAAGCAGAUUGUUCCACAAGCUUCUAGAAGCUGUUCUUAAGACCGGGAACCGAAUGAAUGUCGGCACAAACCGUGGUGAUGCUCACGCCUUUAAGCUCGACACUCUUUUGAAACUCGUUGAUGUAAAAGCCUCCGACGGGAGGACCACCCUCCUUCACUUUGUCGUCCAGGAAAUCGCAAAAGGCGAAGGCUAUCGCCAUUUCUCUACCCAAUUUCAAAUGGUUGAACCGGACAAAAGUCCUCUCUUCAAUGAUCUCGAGUGCAAAAAAGUUGGCCUUCAUGUUGUUUCGAGGCUUGGAUUGGAGCUCAACAAUGUGAAGAAGGCAGCUGUUAUGGACUCAGAUGCACUAAGCGGUAGCGUAUCGAAGCUUGCAGAAGGGAUCGGAAAAAUUCACAACGUACUGAGACUGAAUUCUGCGUUAAGUACAACAGACCGUAACCUGCAGUUCCACGAGGUGAUGAGCGCCUUCUUGCGAAGGUCAGAAGGCGAAAUUGUGAAAGUUCAGGCCCAAGAGAGCAUAACACUAUCUCUGGUGAGGGAGCUAACGGAGUACUUCCAUGGAGAUUGCGCCAAGGAGGAAGCUCACCCAUUCAGGUUUUUCAUGGUGGUGAGGGACUUUCUCGCCAUUCUCGAUCAGGUAUGCAAAGAAGUUGCGCAGAUGAACUAUUCCAUCGCGGGUGUUUCUUCAGUUUAACCUAGUUGGGGGUUAGUGAUUUUGGUGGAGAAAGCCGAGCUUCGUCAUGAGUUAGUGCUUUCUGGUACCCGAAGCUUGUCGACACCAAGUGCUUCUUGGGUUUUGGUGCCAAUCGGUGGUUUUCCUCUUUCAGGUGUACUUUUGGCUAGUUAUGAACUAGGGUUCUUUUUUUGGUAUUGUAAUGUAGAUGUUUAAGUAUGGAGAAUUUUAGCUGCAGAGAAGUAUGUGUAUUUUAGCUGCAGAGAAGUAUGUGUAUGUAUAUUGGUUUGACUAACUCAAAUUAUAUGUCUGCUUGAAACUCACAUCACGGAGAAAUUCUAGAAUGCAAAGGGUA
Messenger RNA from Ananas comosus (pineapple), 3109 nucleotides. RefSeq names its product formin-like protein 1. The record is from RefSeq and is a predicted model, not a curated record. NCBI's taxonomy places the organism in Eukaryota, Viridiplantae, Streptophyta, Magnoliopsida, Poales, Bromeliaceae. The coding region runs from base 577 to 2775 and encodes 732 amino acids. The transcript is spliced from 4 exons. Gene Ontology annotation, biological process: actin nucleation; actin cytoskeleton organization. Gene Ontology annotation, molecular function: actin filament binding.